UGGAGUGACUUUACCAGUUAGACCUGCUCUCUCUCUCUCUUACUCUCUCUCUGCCACCUGUGGAAGUAGUAGCAUGAAUCUGGAGAAGAGUCUUGUGUGUCAGCAGACUUAUUCUCAGUGGGAGGGUUGAAUGGAGAGCAGAGACUCCUCAGACAUCCUGUGUGUCUCUGUCUCUCUCUGUGUGUCUCUGCUGGACACUCAGCUCCCUGUAAUGAUGUCUGGUCGCAGGGUGGGCUUCUGUCUGAGCGAUAAGAAACGCAGGAGGAUGAACCUGGACGCUUUUGCAGACUUCUGUGCGGGCCGUGGAGUGGAAGUGGUGGAGAUUGACCUCACUCAGCCACUGGUGCCUCAGGGACCCUUCGAUGUCAUCGUCCACAAGCUGUCUGAUGUCAUCGUGGAGGCUGAGCACGAUAGCCAAUCGCAGCAGCUCCUCGCCAACUUCCAGAGCUACGUGUCAGCUCAUCCCAGUACAGUUCUUCUGGACCCCCUGCCCGCCAUGACCCAGCUACUAGACCGCUUCGCCUCUUAUCGGAUCAUGAGCGAACUGCACAAUUCACUCCGAGACUGGCGCGUCUGCAGUCCUCCGUUCUUAGAGAUCCACAGUGUCAGUGACCUGUCAUCCAUUCAACAGGCUUUGAUGAGCCAGUGCCUCAGCUUUCCUCUCAUUUGUAAAACCAGAGUGGCGCAUGGCUCACUUUCCCACGAGAUGUCUCUGAUCUUCAGUGCGGGGAGUCUGGCUGACAUCCAUCCUCCCUGUGUGCUCCAGAGCUUCGUCAGCCACGGAGCGGUUCUUCACAAGGUGUUCGUGGUAGGAGACCGACACUUCUGCGUAGAGAGGCCGUCACUCAAGAACUUCCCCUCCGGACCCUGUGUCUGUUGUCCUUUUCUGUUCUUACCUUUCCUUUCCUGCCUUGUCUUGUCCUGUCAUGUCUUGUCCUGCCGUGUCUUGCUUUGUCCUGUUAUGCUACCUUGUUUUUCUGUUCUGUGCUUCCAGACAGGAAGACCAUCUUCUUCAACAGCCAUCAUGUGUCCAAGCCGGAGUCAAACUCUGAUCUCACAGCACUGGACGAGCAAAUGCCGUGCCUGCCUCCUCCCAGCUCCAAGGCCGUGGCCGCCCUGGUCAGAGAGCUCCGAGUUCAGCUCGGCAUGGCCCUGUUUGGCGUGGAUGUCAUCAUCAACAUGCACACGCACACCCUCACCGUCAUCGACAUCAACAUCUUCCCAGGCUAUGAGGGAGUUCCCCAGUUUUUCUCCUCCCUGCUCAGCCACAUCGAGUCAGUGUUGGACAAACGGGCCUCCACAACAGGAGCUCCAUCUGCUGCAACAACCGACCUUUAACUCACCUCAGGAACACAUCGCGGACUGUACUGUGUUUCAUCAGCUUCCCAGGACGAAUGAAGUCGUUGGCAUUCACUGUUUUGUUGGGACCAAACUCAGCUGUUUCCAAGACUUUGGAACUUUAAAUCACACUAAUCAUUUUGUGCCGUUAAGUGGGUCGGAUCAUUUAUCGGUGACAAUAGAGUGCUGCAGGAAUGAGUCCUAAAACCCGGAAAUUAGUUAGCAGUUUAGCACAUCCGGUUCCCUCGUCUGGAAGUCAAUGGGUUUUUAGUUAGAUGCCUGA
Molecule: messenger RNA, 1621 nt
Organism: Sebastes umbrosus (honeycomb rockfish)
Lineage: Eukaryota; Metazoa; Chordata; Actinopteri; Perciformes; Sebastidae
Product: inositol-tetrakisphosphate 1-kinase-like
Exons: 10
Coding region: 131-1543 (470 amino acids)
Biological process (GO): inositol trisphosphate metabolic process
Cellular component (GO): cytoplasm
Molecular function (GO): ATP binding; inositol-1,3,4-trisphosphate 5-kinase activity; magnesium ion binding
Source: RefSeq, a predicted model, not a curated record